ACGCAGUAUUGCAAAGUGUUAAGACUUGCAAGACUUUUCAACACGGGAACAGACACAACAAUUUUUCGGAUUAAAAUUUCAAGUUGUUACAUUUUUGGAGUUGCUGCUCUGUUUGUAGCGGGAUCACGAAUUCCGGGACUCCAGGCCCCCAUGCUGUAGGUUUUUGGCUCUGAAAACCCACUGGAAAGAGAUGGAGAGCGAAAAGAUACUGAUGGCUGCAGGAGUGACGGUGGCCGCCGUUGUUGGUGCGUUUGUUUUUUGGGGUCCCUCGGGUUCCCGGUUGCGCCAACGACGGGGUCAAAUCGCCGGGCUCCACAACUUUGGGCGCACCUGUUUCUUGAACACCUUGCUCCAGGCGAUGGCCGCCUGUCCCCAGUUCAUUGCCUGGCUGCAGUUGUACAAUAAUGCCUCACCAGAUCGCCGGAGCCUAAUUACCUCCAUGUUGAACACCUUGGAAGUGAUAAAUGGCACGCAUGCCACCCUGCGCGGGGAUCCCCAUUCCCCAGGCGCGGUGCUGAGGGCUCUGAAUGCUCUGGGUUGGGUCAUCCCUCAGGAGGAGCACGACGCCCACGAGCUGUUUCAUGUGCUACUGUCCUCCCUCGAGGAGGAGGCGAUUCGACCACAACCUUUGGGCUGUUUGUCGGACGCUCUGCCUAGCGAAAACGAUGAAACCAGCAGCUUUGCGGGCUCAGCCACUCCAUUGGGAGGCUUCCGGCCUAUUAGCUCCAUGGCAGCUGGCCUGGGAGCCAGUCAGAGGAUCGGGGACCAGCCCAAUAGACCAUCCAGUGCCAUGCUUACCGAUUUCCUGAACAUGGAGUACGAUGAAAGUACUAAUUUGCAGCGAUUGGUGCGUUCCGAGGCUCAUACGCCGGAUUCACCGGCCUCGGUUUGCGAACGCGAGGGCAACGACCGCUUGGGAUCGCUGCUCCUGGACGCUGUUUCACCUGGGACGCCCUUUGGCUUUCCGCUGGCCAGUGAGCUAGAGUCUUCCUUGGCCACGCCCACGCCCACGUUGGGUGGAGAGCGGUUGUCGCGUUCGCGUCUUCCGGAAUCUCAAGAGGAAGCCUUGAAUCGCCGGGUCUCCAGUUCUUGUCGAUCACUGGAGCGUCUGCACCGAGGACCUGGCCGGGUGUCCAUCUGGUCAAACAUGAUGCCCAGCCAGGUGGCGCAUCCGUUUCAGGGCGCCAUGGGCGCACAAAUCGUUUGUAAUGGCUGCGGCUCCAAGUCAGCGGUGCGGUAUGAUAAGUUCGAUAGCAUCACCUUGAACCUUCCGCCGCAGCGCAGGACGGGCUUGAGUUUGGGCCAUCUGCUUAGCGAUUACAUUACAUCCGAAGACUUGACCGAUGUGAAGUGCGAUUCCUGCAAUGAGACGACCACGCAUACCAAGUCCGUCACGUUUGCUAAGCUGCCGGCCUGCCUGUGCAUCCAUGUGGCGAGGACGGUCUGGCUGCCAACUGGACAGGUGUGCAAGCGACAGGACUACGUGCACUUCCCCGAGAGCCUCUCUAUGGCGCCUUAUAGCUUUGUCCAGCCCCAUCUAAACAGCCAGGCUGGCACUCCGUGGGGCUCCACGAUGUCGCUAUAUUCCUCCAGCCUGCCGAUGAACAAUGGCGUGGGCGGCGGUGAGGGCUUCGGCACGAUGUUCCCCAAGAACUUGUACCGCCUGCUGGCCGUGGUGGUGCACUCGGGCGAGGCAAAUAGCGGUCACUUCGUUACUUACCGGCGGGGCUCGCUGCGGAAUGCACAUCGAUGGUUCUAUACAUCCGAUACGAUUGUGCGGGAGGUGAGCAUCGACGAGGUUUUGAGCGUGCCCGCAUACCUGCUGUUUUACGAUCGCGGACAGCAAAGGCAAUUAAACCUGCGUUAGUCUGGCGAAGGAUUCCUACCUUUGGAGCCAGGAUUAUCGGGAGCACCCUAGUCAACACUUGAUGUGAUGGAAGUAAACAUCCUCAUUGUCGAACAGUGGCCAUAGCGGAUACGAGUCACAUUUAUAUAGACAUAUAUUACUCAUAUAUGAACGGAACCCAAGAUCGAUCCUUAAUCGGCGGGUCAUGUAAUGGUCUCUGCAUAUUGCAUACUGCAUGUUGCAUCACUCAGAACUCUACUCUUCAUUUGUUAUCGAUGCAUUUAAGAAUUUUUAAGAAUUCCAAAUUCAUUUUGUGCUUUUAGCUGUCUGUAUUUAGCAAUAUAAACACUUACAUAUGUAAAUCUGUCAAUGAUUGUUUGCGCGUUAUUUUGGUAGGUUAGAUGUUCAAUAAAAAUUUGGAAAGUAAA
Molecule: messenger RNA, 2274 nt
Organism: Drosophila ficusphila
Lineage: Eukaryota; Metazoa; Arthropoda; Insecta; Diptera; Drosophilidae
Gene: Usp30
Product: ubiquitin carboxyl-terminal hydrolase 30 homolog
Exons: 4
Coding region: 191-1867 (558 amino acids)
Biological process (GO): protein deubiquitination
Cellular component (GO): cytosol; nucleus
Molecular function (GO): cysteine-type endopeptidase activity; cysteine-type deubiquitinase activity
Source: RefSeq, a predicted model, not a curated record